AUGCUCCGUCGACUGGAUACGCACACAGAAGAUGCGCCGUUGACGAUAGAAGACCUCGUUGCUGAUUGUGAGAACUUCACCGCAUUGAAGAUGGACAACACAGACAUGGAAGGAAGUCAUGAUAUCCAUGUCGUGCAGAAAAAGAAUGUGAAGUGCUUCAAUUGUGGAGGACCGCACUACAGAAGCACAUGUCCGCUUCUCUCCUCCAGCACUGGACAGAAGAUGCGACAGAAACCAAGAAGACGAUCCAACCGUCGCAAGAAAAGCCAAUGUAAGAACGUUGUCACCUUCGCCGCUGAGAAUGCUCGAACCUACCUCGAUGUCAAUAUCAUUCUCUACGCUUCCAGCUCGACACAGGCGCAGAUAUCACGUUGCAUGCCAGUCAAAACGGCAGAUGGAUCACCGAUGAAGAUUGAUGGAAGAUUCUCCACAGACUUCUUUGUCGGAGACCGGACAACAGGGAAGAACAUCCUAGGUAAUGGAACUUGUUACGUUACCGAAGGCACGAAUCUGCUAGGACUGGAGCGGUGUAUUCAAAUUCCAGCGUACAAGGAGUUGAAAGACAAAUACCACUGCCGAAUGACUAAAGAAGAAGCAAACCGAGAGGAAAUCAUCGUAGACUUGAAGAAGCAAUACGCAGAAGUGUUCAAGUGCGGACUUGGCAGAUGCGUCAAGACUAAGGCAAAGUUGUUGUUGAGGGACAACGUAGUACCUGUUUUCAAGAAGAAGCGACCAGUGCCCUAUGCCUCCGUGCCGGAUUUGGAUGCUGAUGUUGAUCGGCUGAGGGUCGAACACAUAAUAUCCUCAGUAGAGCAUUCAGAGUGGGCCACGCCUAUCGUUGUAGUCAAGAAGAAAAGUCAAGCCGAAGUCUCACCGCUGUAG
Messenger RNA from Necator americanus (New World hookworm), 882 nucleotides. RefSeq lists its product as uncharacterized. The record is from RefSeq and is a predicted model, not a curated record. The coding region runs from base 1 to 882 and encodes 293 amino acids. The transcript is spliced from 2 exons. Lineage: Eukaryota; Metazoa; Nematoda; Chromadorea; Rhabditida; Ancylostomatidae.